ACCAAAGGCAAAGUCGAGCUGCUGAGGACACCAGAGCCAGAGAAGCUGAGGGGUGUCACUCCUCUUGAGGGCUCCACACUCACUGGAAUGGACUUUUAAGAUGCUGAGUCGCUGGCGACGCUCUGUGGGCGAGCUCUUGGCUGCCCAGGAGGCAGUAAAAGAGUGCAGGAAAGGCUGGUCAUCUCUAACCCAAGUGACGGCCUGUUUCCAACAGUUGACGCUUUGCCUUGGAGGAAGUUCUGACUGUGGACCCUUAAGGGAGGAACUUGAAGAAGCUCGUCGAAAGACUCAUCAGCUUAGCAGUGGCCUACAGAUCCGCCUCACCAACCUGCUUACCAAUGGGAAGCUUAACACCCGGGAUCGAGAGGACAUGGAAAGACUUUGGGUCCUCUUUCUGUCCAGCAUGGAACUGUUUCAACAAGAUCUCAACAAAGCAUUCCACCUGCUCAUCCUUUUCCCUUUAAAUUCUUCCAAGGACACUCAGGCAUUGGUGAGUACUGGACUGGGAGCAUAUCGAACUGAUGGGGGCAACAGAGCUGCCACCAUCCAGUUGCCCUGGGGCACAACUGAGGGGGAGGAGCUGCCAGAUAUCUGCAUACACAUUGUAAAGCUGGAUGCCAUGAUUCAGCAGAUGAUGCAGACAGUUAAUAUCCCAAUCUGGGCAGUUGAAGCGACGCAGGCACCAUGGGUGGAGGUGAGCGACCAGGCAAUAGAGGCAGACGGGACCACGUCAGAAGAGAUUUUAGCCAUAGAAGAGGAGAGCAAUCGUUGCCGUCGGUGGUACUGCUGCGACAGGCGCUGUCGGCUUGGGCGGCUUUCCUGUAUGACAUCCUAAUAUUACACAAGCAAACAGCAAGGGUAUAACACAAUUUAGUUCAUCAUCAAGUGAUGCUGGAAUGCAAAGAUGGGGAGGAAAACC
Polypterus senegalus (gray bichir) is the source of this 919-nucleotide messenger RNA. RefSeq names its product regulator of G-protein signaling 9-binding protein. Gene Ontology annotation, cellular component: neuron projection. Gene Ontology annotation, biological process: G protein-coupled receptor signaling pathway. The record is from RefSeq and is a predicted model, not a curated record. Lineage: Eukaryota; Metazoa; Chordata; Cladistia; Polypteriformes; Polypteridae. Bases 101 to 835 code for a protein of 244 amino acids. The transcript has 3 exons.